CACUUAUAGCUUACAGCUGUGUGAACGAGUCGAGUCCCCACCAUGGACGAAACGGGACCGUGCAUGGACUUAGAAAAAGUUGAAGAAAAGGGGAAAUAAUAACUAAAACAUCAUCAGUUUUACAUUCGCCUGGGUGAUGUUCUAACCAUAGACUGUAUAGGUUCUAACGGGCUUACCUUAAACUUCAGAAUAAGAGCGAAGUGACAUUUUAAAGUCAGCUGAGUUUGAACUCUUCACGGUGCUGGACUCGUGUUUGAAGCUGCAACAUGCUGAGGAUGCCAGCAGUGGAACUGUAGCAAGGGGAAACGGUUUAUCUGAUUGUUGGACUACAACCGUUCAGCACAGACAGCAGAGCGGCCUGCAGAGAGGAGCUGAAGAUGAACUCCAGGAGACCUCCUGACGGGGGGUACGGCUGGGUUGUGGUCAUGUCUGCCUUUUUUAUCAUGGGCCUCACUGCUGCCGUUCUCAAGAACUUCGGCCUCUUCUUCCUCGACAUCCAGAGUCACUUUCAAGUCAUGACCAGCACUACCUCAUGGGUCACCUCCACUACGAUCGGCAUGUUUCACCUAGGAGCUCCAUUGGCCAGUGUGCUUACCCUACGUUUUUCUCAGAGGGUGGUCAUCAUACUAGGAGGUCUGCUGUCAGCCUCUGGAAUGUUGCUGGCCUCUCUGGACCUCAGUCUGCCGUGGCUCUACCUCACCAUGGGCGUCAUGCAAGGUAACACACUCGAAGCAUUUCCUCUCUUUUCACGUUCACCCAGCCUUUUGGCCUUUUACUCCCGCCCCCAUCACCCGUCCCUGUGUGUGCAGGACUACAAGUUGAAUUUUGGCCUGUACAAUAAAUAUGUGGACAACAUUUGGCACGGUGGAGUGGCCACCAUUGAGUCCUGUCAAGGGGCUGAGGUGUGGGGGGUCAUUUGGACUUUGAGCAACGAAAACCUCCCGAGCCUGGACAAUCAGGAAGGGGUGAAUGAAAGCUAUUACUCUCCUCUUGAACUUUCAUUAGAGACUGACAAAGGACUCCUACUGUGCAGGACUUAUCAGAUGAACAAUUUCCACGCCUGCCCUCCCUCGCCUCAGUACAAACAGGUGGUGUGUUUGGGAGCCGAACAGAACGGACUCCCGGUGGAUUACCUGAAGAGGCUGCAGGCCAUUGAAACCAACAACUACAGCGGCCCCUCCUUACUUGAUCAAAUCACAACAGUCACAAAGUAAAGAUUGAACAUUAACAUUCUUAAAAUUUGGAUCAGUUUACAAAUCUUCAUCAUGUUUGUAGCAGAAUUGAAAACAAGAUAAAGUACAGAAUAUAUUUUAGGUUCCUAACUUCUCUUACUAGAAGUUUCUGGAGCUUUUGACCUGUAUUUCCCAGUCUUUAUUAUUACCAUAACCAUGUAAUUAAUAAUGAUAUCAUAUAAAUGAAGGAUUAUAAAGGUAUGACAUUGCAAAAACUGUGGGAUUUAAUUAACCGACUGUGGAAAAAGUUAGUAACUGCACCCUGAGGUUUAGGAACUAAUAUUUCUAAGGUCAAAACUGAAUCAGAUAUGAAAAUUAAUCAGCACCACAAUGUGUCCAGAAGGUGGUGAUGUAUUCACUCUAGUAUCCUUAUCUUUUAUUUCCAGCUGCUGUUUUUAAACAAUUACUGUAUUUUAUUCAAUCACAAUGGAAGAUAACAUGUACGAAACUGUGGAAAUUGGUUAUAUUUCAGGAUUACUCAGGGUAAUAUUAAACACUGAGUAACAAACA
Notothenia coriiceps (black rockcod) is the source of this 1742-nucleotide messenger RNA. Its product is annotated as gamma-glutamylcyclotransferase. The record is from RefSeq and is a predicted model, not a curated record. The transcript is spliced from 7 exons. The coding region runs from base 378 to 1214 and encodes 278 amino acids. Lineage: Eukaryota; Metazoa; Chordata; Actinopteri; Perciformes; Nototheniidae. Gene Ontology annotation, molecular function: gamma-glutamylcyclotransferase activity.